AUGCAAGCGGGAACUCACAUUCUUCAUUCCACGAUUGAUCAGGACCCCCGAGGUCAACGAAAUGAAUCUUUGGCUUGGUUUUGGUCUGUUGAAGUCGACCUCGGGGGUCCUGAUCAAUCGUGGAAUGAAGAAUUUUACCGAGUCCAUUGGCUGAGGGCAAAGGCACUACGGGAUCGAUGGAGGGAAGAAAUGCUAUUGGUCACAUUGAGAUGGAUUGGACAUCGCCAUAGUCCUGUAUUAGCCAUGUCUGCAUCUCAUGCAUCCACUUCUGGCACUCUGAAUCCCGGAAGCCAUUACCGACCUCUGAAGCUGAGCCUUGCAACUAUUUCCUGCACAUUGGCAAUGGCUGGAUCGCGCGUCCAUGCAAUCAUCUCUCAAUAUCGGACGGAAGCUGCCAACAAUGGUCUAUCUGCUGACCGGAUCAAGUAUUUUAAAGCUGGGCUGCAAUGGGAGAUGAAUACAUUUGUCACACCACUCCUGCAGUACUCCGCUUCACAGAAUAUCGUGUCGGUUCUUCCGGUCCCUGUCGCUUAUAUCCUUAAGUUAUAUCCCAUGCUGACCUGGAACACUGUUCCGGACGACGUCUUUUCAUUCCACCUCCUUUCAUUUCAUGAUGAGCCAAUUGCAGGACAUCCGUCCCGGAUUGUGUUCGCAUAUACAUGUCCAUGGUGGAUGGGAAACACCACAAUCCCUGAUCAACCAUGGCAGUGGGAUGAAAUAAUGGCUUCCUGCGUCUCUCACUACCAGUAUUGGGCGCUUAAUGUUGAGGAUGAUGCUUUGGUACUUCCAGAGAAGUUGAAAAACACUUCGACUCCACCACUCAUGGGACUGAGAUUCAUCAAAGAACGCAUGGAAGCAUUGCUGGAGGAGCAAGAUCAGGGCAUCGAAGCUAAGAUGGGAGAGGUGAAGAUGUACACUGACAUGUUAGAGAAAUUGAGGAAAGGCAAAGGAGUGUAG
This is a messenger RNA of Suillus fuscotomentosus, 957 nucleotides long. RefSeq lists its product as uncharacterized. NCBI's taxonomy places the organism in Eukaryota, Fungi, Basidiomycota, Agaricomycetes, Boletales, Suillaceae. The record is from RefSeq and is a predicted model, not a curated record. Bases 1 to 957 code for a protein of 318 amino acids. The transcript has 5 exons.